Messenger RNA from Lingula anatina, 4791 nucleotides. RefSeq lists its product as uncharacterized. Gene Ontology annotation, cellular component: cytoplasm; nucleus. Gene Ontology annotation, biological process: negative regulation of translation. The record is from RefSeq and is a predicted model, not a curated record. NCBI's taxonomy places the organism in Eukaryota, Metazoa, Brachiopoda, Lingulata, Lingulida, Lingulidae. Gene Ontology annotation, molecular function: mRNA binding.
ACUUUGUGCCCAGGCGACAUUUUCCAAAAAGCUUGCAGUGUUUCGGAGGCGUUUGAAAAACCUGAAUUAAUAACAGUAUGCUUCAUAGUACAUCGUUAUAAUUGCUACAGAUACUACAUAGAAAAGCUACCGAAACGGGGAGAAACAAUACGUGUUGAGUGACAGUCUGACUUAAGCAAAACUGGUCCACGAAAUUGUAGUAUCUUCUCCGCAAAAGCAGCAACGUGGAGAAAGGAAUGGACAAGAAAUCCGAGAUAGAUGUCGCUCUGAGUGAUUUAGAAGGUAACAAAGAAAAUGAAAACCAAUCGAAAUCGGAACAUAGUUCCAAAGAGGGAUCACCUACUGUUAAUUUGCCAGAACAUCAAUAUUCUCGGGAUGUUCUACUGAAAAUUGCUGAUAGCAGUGCAGCAAACAUCAGGCCAACCUGUCUCAACAAAGAAUAUGAUGGGCCAGAGGGAUACUGGGAUCCAGAAAAGUGGUUCAAGUCAUUUGGAGGUUCCCGAGGCAACUCUCCAUUGACAUUGGGAGAUAGAAGGAAACGUCCAGCUGAUAUUGACCGUGAUUCACUGAAGAGACCUGCUGAUCCCAAGGAAAGAGUAAAGCAAGAAGACAGUGGUAUUGUAUUGAGUCCUCAGAGGCGUAGCUUCCUAACAGGAUGCCAUGUGACUCAGACAUCGUCACCAUCUCCAUCUGUGCCUCAAAGACAACUUAGUGUGGACUACAGAGACAGGGAGAGAGACAGGGAUUUGGAUCGGGACAGAGAAAGACCUAGAAAUGACCAGAGGCGAAUAGGAAGUGGUCGCAUCCAACUUGACCGAGAGCGGGACAGAGAAUAUGACCAUGACAGGGAUAGAAGAGAAUUCAGGUUCAGUAGAGAUAUUCGAGAUAGCCGGGACAUUCGUGACAGUAGGGAUCUUCGAGAUGGUAGGAACCUGAGAGACAGUAGAGAUAGCAGAGAUUCCCGUUUCGACAGAGAUCGUGAUCGAGAUGACAGAAGAUUUGAACGCUUCAGGAGAGAUAGUGGAAGUUAUGAUGAUCCAGACAGGAGAUACAAUCGUGCAAGAAGUUUCCGUUACAACGAACAGCCUGAGCAACCGGAGUGGUUCACAGAGGGUCCUAUCAGUCAGUCUGACACAAUUGAACUCCAUGGGUUUGAUAGGACUUCUGAUGAUGAUGAUGAAAAGGCACCAGAUGAAGAAGAGAAGAAUGUUGAUGGACCAAAAAAUUUGACAACCGUGAAUGUCCAGGACAGGAAUGGUAGCUUAGAGACCCAGGAAUCUAGUUCACCCGAACCAUCUCCUCAGUCUGAACCAGAGAAGGCCGUCCCAUCUGCCACAGAGAACGCUGUGCCAGAGUUUGAUAUCAACGAGUUCUUCAAGUCUAAUCUAGAAGUGCAGGAGUCCACCAGUCCAAAACCAGAUCAAGUUCUCCAGGUUUCCGGCAGCCGCUUUUCCCAGUGGUUCCAGUCCAAGGCUCAAGGUGGUGGAAACAGCAAUAGCAACAGCAGGCGAUCAUCCCUUGAUGGGGAUUUCAGUUUCUUAAAUGAUCUCAUCAGUGGUCAGAAGAGCCCACCCACAGUUUCUCCCGCCCCUCCCUUGGAUGGUGUACCAUUCCAUGCCCCUUCACAUGGGCCAGAGGAGACCAAACAACCCAACAUCCUAGAGAUGCUGCACCAUGCUGCCAAGAGAGGAGGACUGCAAGCAGAAUCACAUGGAAAUAACAGUACCACAGAAGCAGAAACCAACUUGAAAGCUCUUUUAAUGGGUGAUAAUAAAACGGAGGCUCUAAGUCCUAGCUUUGUUCAUCCUAGUGUACAGAGUUUACCCAAGGAAAAAGUGAUGACAGCAGAGGAACUUGAAGCUGGAUUGAAGAAGAUGGUACUUGGCGGUGGUAAUGCUCCAGGACAGAUGCCAGGAGAGAACCAGCACCACAUCCCCCUGCAGCACAAUCAGAAACAACCCCACCAUCACAACCAGCAACAACAGCAUCAGCAAACCCACCAUCAUAACCAGCAACAACAGCAGCAACAACACCAUCACAACCAGCAGCAACAGCAGCCACCACCAGAGAGUUUCUCACCACAACUACAAUUCAUUGCUUCUCAGUUGGCCAAAGCUCAGCCAACCCCCACUCCGCCACAAAGGGGCACCCCAGGGCACCCUGGCAUGUCCAGUGAGAACAUGCUACCCCCUAUGGAUACACGCACACCUAAGAACCAAACAGGUUCUCCCAAUAACAACGACAUGACAGCCUUUAACAAGUUGGUAGGGCUUAUGAAGGCUAAUGGGGCAUUGAGUGAAACACCAAAGAUGCCAACAAACGCUGUUAUGACAGAACCACACAACCUUCCACCUGCAGCCCAACAACUCAUUGACCAUGCUCAGAAAGAAGCUCAACAAAAUGCAAUUAUACAGGACUUGAUGAAGGCACAGCAGCAGCACCAGCAGCUGCAAGACUUGCAACAGCAGCAAUUACAGCAGCACCAUCAGAACCAGAUGAGGAACCUGCAACAACAGCAAGCCACUCCACUUCACUACUCCUCCCUUCAACAGAAGGUCCAACAGGCAAAACAACAACAUGAUGCCAUAUGGAACUUCAUUCAGAAAAACCCUACCAUUAUAACCAAAGGGGCUUCUCCCCAGCCAGGGGCUCCACCACAGCCUCAGCAGCCCCGUGGGGCAUCUCCACCUCAACUGGUGCAGCAGCUGGCUCAGCAAGCAGCACUGCAACAGCAGCAGCGCCAGUCGACUCCUAAGGCACCAUCCCCAGUCAUGUUUGGUUCUCAGCCUCCAAUGCACCUUAGAGCCCCAUCUCCAAUACAUCCAGCACAGUUCCAGCAGCAGGUGCUCAGUCAGAAUCUAACUGUACAGGGCACAACCCCAACUGCUUCUUUGGCCCGUGUGCCAUCACCACAAGAGCUGGCAGCUCACACUCAAGCCAUAAUGCAAAAUGCACUGCUCAAAAAACAAUUGGAGGAUCAAAGAGAGAGAUUUCUAAAGAAACAGCAUACUGAAGGGGGUAAAUCUCCUAUUGGUGCACCUGGUAUGGCUGGCUCCCCUAUGAUACCACAGAAUCAGAAGCCACCAGUCUCUGCUGCAUUUACACCCACCUCUGUGAUCAGAAAACUGGUGCAAGAUAAAGCAGAAGAGAAAGAGAAACAAGGCAAAGAUGGUGGUCAGCCUGGUAAUGAACAGAGCCCAGCACCUACCAUGAUGCUUCCAUCUUCCCAGGCAGAAUCCAGUGUUCAGACUCCAAGAGCACCUGUCCCCAUAGCUAACCUGAUGGCAGCGGCAGCUAUGGAACAAAACAAACAGCCGCCACGCCCUCUAGUGGGACAAGGAAUGAUGAACAUGCUGCAUCAAGGACAGAUGCAACAGGCACCAGGUCGACCCAUUGUUAAAGGCAACCCAACUAGUCCAAGCAGUCCAGGUAGACAGCAGCAGCUCUCUGGUCAGCACAUUCUAAACAUGAUUAACAGGGGAAACCAACAGGGCCAGCAAAGUCAAGAUAUCAACAGACUCAUUGAACAGCAUUUCCAACAACAACAACAACAGCAGCAACAGCAGCAGCAGCAACAACAACAAUCACCGCAGCAGCAGCAAGUUAGCCCCAACUCAGCAGGUGUUCCUCGCUCUAUGCCAAGUGGUGUAUCUCCUGGUAAUGCUAUCCCUGUGCCAAUAACAGGAAGGUCUCCUGCAGUAAACCAAAGAACAGCUGCCCAGGCUCAGGCACAGGCUGUGGCAGCACAGCAGGCACAGCAAAUUUUGGUGCAGAGAAUGCAGCAGGCUGGGCUGAAUCAGGCAGCAGCAAGAGGUUUGCAGCAACAGUUGGCCCAGUUGAACAUGACUCAGAUUAGUCAGCUGGCAGCCUUGCAGCAGGUCCAACAGAGGGCAGUACUGGAGAGCCUGAUCCAGGCACAGACAUCCAGGGCAGCAGCAGCAGCUGCAGGCUAUCAGCAAGGCAAAGUGGCCUCCCCCAGGCCUGGCUUCUCUAACAGUGUUCCCAUGUCUGCCAACCCGGCUGUGGUCAGUGCUGCUGUCAACGCAGCUGUAGGGAGAAACAACUCCCCUCAGCCACAGAUUCCCACACCUAUGAUUCCACAACAGAAUAGACCAGAUGUUGUCAAUGGCCCAAUGUCUCCCGGUCGAGCCAUCCAUGGCAGCAACCACCCCUUCCCACAGCACAACUCAAACAUGCUGAACAUGCAACAGCACCAACAACAGCAGCAACAGCAGAGACCAGGGGGAGAUAUAGGUGUGAACUUGGCCAAGUUGUUUGGCAGCACUGACAGCCCUGGGCAGCUCCCCAAGAUGCCACCACUCCCACAGCAGGGCCAGAGAGUGAUGACUGUGGAUGAGCUGGAGAGAAGGCAGCAGACUGUAACACAUUGAGAAGAUAAUGGGAUGAUACGUUAUGUAUUGGUGUCAUUGUAUGAAACUGCCCCAAGAUUAGACGUUUCAUUGUAAGUCACAUUUUGAAAUUGGUUGUGUGGCUGAUAAAAAGAAUUUUGUAGGUUGUGUCCAAAAACAGUGGGCAUGUCAGACAAACCAGGAGAGAUCAAAAGGAAAUGGCUGCUUCUUGAUAAAUGAACAUCCAUACUGAAACUAAUACUGCCUGUGUGUCAUGCUUAAUGUUGAAUUUUUUAAAAAUGAAUCGUCAACUAAUUUUGGAGAGGAAAAUGUAGAUGUUGCAGAGAAAAUGAGACCAUUCAUGCCUGCUAACUGAAAGGAAUCAAGAAUACUUUGCUGCUCUAAACAUGUUUAAAUCUUAGGCAUUAUCUAAGCAGGAUCA